Molecule: messenger RNA, 327 nt
Organism: Macrosiphum euphorbiae (potato aphid)
Lineage: Eukaryota; Metazoa; Arthropoda; Insecta; Hemiptera; Aphididae
Source: the annotation of a GenBank genome assembly
AUGUCACGCAGAGACCGCAGACUGCCACAAACUAUUUCGGAAAAUUCAGAGGACUGCUCAGAACCAUCAUGCCGUAGAAACGACGUCUCAUCCGGCAUCGUUUACCAGACCGUAAGUUACGACGCUGACGACGAAAAAUCAUCUGGUUCGUCUUUGCCCACACGGGAGCCACAUCCUCCACUGCAAUCACCUCCACGGAAAAAGAUCGCUUUGAAACGGAAAAAGCCCGUGAAACCCGCCUCUGCAGCAGUCGUCGAGGACACCGAUCAGCUUGCCGUGGACUCCUCGGUGACACUCGUGACGAACCACAAAAAAUCUGUAUUAUAA